AUGACCCCCUCAAAAUUGUCAGUCAUCACCCCCGUAGACUCGACCGUCUUCGCGACCGUCCAGAUCUCCUCCUCUGAACAAGUCCAAGCCGCCGUCGAGCGUGCCGCCAAAGCCCAAAAGUCAUGGAAGCGAGUCCCGCUCAAGCAGCGUGUCGAGAUGGGCCGUCGGUUCCUCGAGGUCUUUGGAACCCGCAAGGACGAACUUGCCAAGGAGCUGACCAUGCAGAUGGGUCGCCCCUUGAGGUACACUCCUGGAGAAAUCAAGGGAACUCAGGAUCGUGGGAAAUAUAUGGUCGAUGUUGCCGAGGAGGCCUUGAAGGAUGUUGAGAUUGUGGAGGCCGGUCAGGAGGGCAAGUUUAAGAGGUUCAUUCGUAAGGAGGCCGUCGGUGUCGUACUUAUUGUUGUUCCCUGGAACUACCCUUACUUGUCGUCGUUGAACGGAGUACUGCCCUCGAUCAUUGCCGGUAACUCUGUCAUCCUCAAGCACUCCUCCCAGACUCCUCUCUGCGGCGAGCGAUUCGGCGAGGCGUGGACUGAGGCUGGUCUUCCCGACGGCGUCUUCCAGUGCAUCCACAUGUCUCAUGCCGACACCGAGGCUCUGGUCAGGAACCCCCUCAUCAACUAUGUCAACUUUACCGGAUCCGUUGAGGGAGGCCACCAGAUCCAGAAGGCUGCAAGCGAAAAGUUCAUCGCGACGGGAUUGGAGUUGGGAGGCAAGGAUCCAGCAUACGUCCGCCCCGACUGCGACCUCAAAUACACGGUCGAGACUCUUGUUGACGGCUCCUUCUUCAACAGUGGCCAGUGCUGCUGUGCCAUUGAGCGCAUCUACGUCCAUGCCGACAUCUAUGACGCCUUUGUUACCGCCUUUGUCGCCGAGACCAAGAACUACCGUCUUGGAAACCCCUUGGAGCCCGAGACGACUCUUGGACCUAUGGUGAAGACUAAGGCCGCCGACUUUGUUCGUGCCCAGAUCGCUGAGGCCAUCUCGCAGGGAGCAAAAGCGCACAUCGACACCUCCCUCUUCCCCGCCGACAAACCCGGAACCCCUUACAUGGCGCCCCAAGUCCUAACCUCCGUCACCCACUCCAUGCGCGUCAUGACCGAAGAAUCCUUCGGUCCCGUCGUCGGCAUCAUGCGCGUCACCUCCGACGAAGAAGCCAUCCAUUUUAUGAACGAUUCCGAUUUCGGACUCUCGGCUUCGAUCUGGACUAACGAUGCGGAUGCGGCUUUGAGGAUUGGAGACCAGAUCGAGACGGGGACUUGGUUCAUGAACAGAUGUGAUUAUUUGGAUCCUGCGCUUGCUUGGGUCGGUGUGAAGGACUCGGGUAGGGGUUGUACUUUGAGUAAGUUUGGGUAUGAUCAGGUUACGAGGCUGAAGUCCUUCCAUUUGAAGCUCGUCACCGCUUAA
Molecule: messenger RNA, 1407 nt
Organism: Linnemannia hyalina
Lineage: Eukaryota; Fungi; Mortierellomycota; Mortierellomycetes; Mortierellales; Mortierellaceae
Source: the annotation of a GenBank genome assembly